Molecule: messenger RNA, 4686 nt
Organism: Ylistrum balloti
Lineage: Eukaryota; Metazoa; Mollusca; Bivalvia; Pectinida; Pectinidae
Product: receptor-type tyrosine-protein phosphatase epsilon-like
Exons: 27
Coding region: 231-3353 (1040 amino acids)
Biological process (GO): protein dephosphorylation
Molecular function (GO): protein tyrosine phosphatase activity
Source: RefSeq, a predicted model, not a curated record
AACGUCGGAAUGGAUACUCCAUUCUUGUGACGUCAUCUUCAGUGUACCUACCCAAGUUGCCUGUUGACACCUGUUACCAUGAUAGCGACCCGGGUUUGAGUUCAGCCAACCAUGAAAAUAGGUCAUGUAACAACAUUGGAAGUUAUGUUACAAUCUACAACCAAAGGAAUACCCUAUCAGGGAACACAUUUAGUCUAUAUGCUGUCCUGGAGUUAUGUGAGGUCAAGGUCAUGGGUUGUCCACUAUACAAACACGGUGCUAACUGUACAGAAAAUUGUUCAGUUAACUGUAUCAAUCGUCUGUGUUUCCCAGCAAAUGGCGAUUGUAUGCAAGGUUGUCAACCUGGUUACAAAGACAGUACAUGUGAAAUCCCUUGUGACAAUUAUUUCUACGGUAAUAAUUGUGUAAGCGAAUGCCAUUGUAAGAGAGGACCUUGUAAUGUCACAAAUGGCAUAUGUCCCAGCGGAGGAUGUUCGCCUGGAUACAACGGAUCAACCUGCAGCACGAAGUGUGAAGGUGGAACAUUUGGUGACAACUGUGAAAACAACUGUGGAGAAUGUUAUACAGGAACAAAGACAUGUGACUACAGAAAUGGGUCAUGUACAAGUGGUUGUAAACCCGGAUUCAAGCCAAGCCAGUGCAUUGAAGUUUGUGAUCCAGGGAGUUACGGCAGGAAUUGCACACAUGACUGUGGUAGCUGCUUAGAUGGGGAACCAUGUCACCACAUCAAUGGCACGUGUUUAAACGGCUGCGUUCCUGGUAAAAGGGGCAACAAAUGUGACCUAAAUUGUACAGCUGGUACAUAUGGCCGAAACUGCACACAACAUUGUGGUAACUGUCUGAAUGGCUCACAUACAUGUACUAAGACGAACGGAUCGUGUCCAGAUGGAUGUUUGGCGGGUUGGCAAAAACCAACGUGCAAGAGUGCCUGUGAACCUGGACACUAUGGAAUAAACUGUGCAGAGCCGUGUGGAAAAUGUAAGAACGAUCAGACAUGCAACAGAACUGAUGGAACUUGUGAGGACGGCUGUAGUCCUGGUUGGAAUGGAUCUUUCUGUAAAGAGAGAUGUUCGAUAGGGUGGUACGGAGAGGCCUGCAAGGAGAAGUGCGGUAACUGUGCCGAAGAAAGGAAUUGUCAUCACAUUCACGGAACUUGCCCCCAAGAUAAUAAUGACUAUGUUUGUGAUCCAGGAAAGAAAGGGGAAAAGUGCAAAACAGACUGCAGUUACAAUGAAUACGGAUCGGACUGUAGUCAAAUUUGUGGACGAUGUUUUAACCUCUCGUGUGAUUCCGUGUCUGGAAAUUGUACCGAAGGAUGUCUUCAAGGAUGGGCAGGUGUUCAAUGCGUAAUAAAACAUAAUGCGCUUAGCCCACCGACUUCAUCAUCUGGAUUUGUCAUUGCUGCUAUUACCGCUGUCAUUGUAGCGAUUGCUAUCGUAACAAUUGUGAUUGUCGUGGUUAAGAAGAGAAGGGGGCGCCAAAUGCCAUACUCUUCUCCACAAUAUGAUGAUGAUAAACAAAAUGAAAUAGGUGCCCUUUAUGAAAAUAUGGCAGCAGACACACAUAUUGACGAGGAAACAAACCAUAUAGAUCAGAUGACGUAUGAAAACGUCGGAAAUAUCAGUCGAAAUGACCAACAACAGAAUGGAGUGCUGAAAGAAAAUCUUCCCCAAGAAAUCGUUAGAAAAGAAGAAUGCGAUGAGUUUAUCAAAGAUUUUAAGGAGUUUCUGUCCGGAAGCCAGUUCCCUUGUGAAGAGGCUUUAAAGGCUGAAAACAAAAGCAGAAAUCGAUACAAGACUACAUUUCCAUACGAUCAUUCCAGGGUGAUAUUGGAUGGAAACCAAGAUUACAUUAAUGCUAACUUUAUCAAGGAUCUGGAGGGCACAAACGCGUAUGUGGCAACACAAGGUCCGAAAGCCAGUACGCUUCACGACUUCUGGCGAAUGAUAUGGCAGCUAAAGACUGGAAAAAUAGUGAUGCUUGCGAAAUGCGUUGAACUAGGAAAGUUCAAAGUUGAAAAAUACUGGCCUGACAGUGGUUCUUCGAUUCAACACGGUAGCAUGAAUAUAAGCUGCAUAUCUUCCACGCAAUGUGAAGCAUAUACAGUUCGAAAAUUCAGCCUGGAAAACGAAAAUGCAGAUGAGAGGAGAGUGAUCACCCAGUUCCAUUUCACGAAAUGGCCAGACCACGGAACACCUGACGUCAUACGUUUUGCUCUUCUUUUACAAGAUGUGCAAUCCGUCGAUUCAAAAUUGUGUGGACCAAUGGUUGUCCAUUGCAGUGCUGGUGUAGGGCGUACAGGGACGUUCAUUGCGCUGGAUGUGUUGUUCCGACACGGAAAAACUACGGGAAGGGUGGAUCCUCCUGCUUACAUACAGAGCAUGCGGCGAGACAGGAUGGAUAUGGUGCAGACAAAGCUCCAGUACGUUUUUAUAUACCAAGCAUUGGUGGAGCUCUUUCUCAUUGACAACACAACUCUAACUAUGACCGACUUCGAUUCGAAAUGCCUUAAAUCCCCACGUCUUCUCCAGGAAUAUGAGAAGCUGAAUGGAAAACGUCCAACCAUACCCAAAAAUCAAUUAUCAGGAUGCAUGAUUCCAAAAAACAAGGAAAAAAACAGAGACCCAAAAAUAUUGCCAUGUCGUUCGUAUCGUCCUAUUUUAUCAUCACAACCUGCAAGCAAGACCGACUACAUCAAUGCAGUGUUCGUUCCGAGUCUCCAGAGCUAUGAUGGAUAUAUAGUCACUCAAUGGCCCCUCCUGCACACUGCUGAUGACUUUUGGACGAUGAUUUACGACUACAAAUCUAUGGCUAUUGCUAUCCUGGAUAGCGAUGCUGAUACCAAUGAUCCAAAACUGAUGCCAUCACAGGAAGAAUCAGAAAUAACAGCAGGGAAUUUUACUGUACAAAUAUCUGGUAACUCCCGAACUGAGAGUUCUGUAGCGAUGACAGAAGUCUGCCUCUCUAAAAUGGGAGAUGAUGCUUCACACAAAAUCAAGAUAUUCCGAGUUUGUAACUGGCCCCAGGAUCAGCAAAUGUGUGCCGAGGGGUGCGUCACAGAGAUUGCGUACGCAGUACAUGAAUGCCAGAGAAACUUUACUUCCGGCGGUCCUGUUACUGUCGUCUGCAGGGACGGGUCUUCAAAAUGUGGGAUAUUUUGCACUGUUGCAAAUGCUAUUGAAAAUAUCAACCUUAACCAGCAAGUCAGUCUGAUUCAGGUGGUGAGACAGCUUCAGUUGCGACGCCCAUCUUUCAUCAGUACCUAUGAGAGUUACGUCAUGUGCAAUCGAGAAGUAAAGGUACACUUCGAUGCGUUGUCAGAAUACCAAAACUACGAAGGACCAUCAUCCUAGGCCACAGAUUAAAAUUGCAGUCGCGUCUUUAAGCCACAGUGCAAUGUAAAAACCAAUCAAACUGACAGCAUUUUCUACAUUUAGAUAGAGAAACAUGCUCAUAUCAGCAACAUUGACAUUUCCCCGCUACAAGUAUGGAAUAAAAAAUAUUCGUAUCAUUAUCAACAGACUUGAUAGAAAAAUGGUAUUCAAUGUUCAUAAUUCAACUUCUACAGUUUUGCAAUGGUAUUCUAUAAUAAUUAUAUACAGUAAUAACUGUAUUGCAAGGUACUAAAAUAUACUGCGUGAGCCUCUCGGACACACAUUUGUAUAUCUGAUACUGAACCUAAAGUAGGACUAAUGGAACUAGUGCUGUUAUGCCUCUUUUGGUCUUUCAAUCAAACAUGAAAUAUGUUAUUAUCGAUAUUUUUCUGUCAGUAACGAUCAUUAGUGGUCUCUUAACGAUUUCGUGUAUGCAACAAUGAAUACAGACUUUUUACAUUGAAUUGAGCUGUAAUCUGUUCACUAGUGAUAUCAAAAUUUAACAGAAAUUACUCAGCAAAAUGUUUCCUUGGGUAGUAAUAUUAUAUUGCUAUUAUUUAGCCUAUUUUCCGGUCAUCUGAAAUUUCGUCUUAGUUGACUGUGCAGUUGCCUUUUGGUCACUGUCGUUUGUCAUGGGUAAUCCGUCUGUAAUCAAUUGACAUUUUCGACUUCUCCAAAACCCCUAAAACAAAUUUGCAGAAACGUUCUAAGGCCGAAGGUGAACUAAAAUUUAGAAUUAUGUGGUCGCCACAUACAGAGGCAAUGAAAACGGGAUGAAAAUGAGUCACAUGGUUUUAUAUUUCCAAAAUUACAUUUUGAUCACAACUUGAAUAAUUUACAUUGGAUUUAUACACAGGUGCUUAGAACUUUCAGCAUUUGAUGAAAUAAAUUUGCAUAACAUUAAUUUCAUGCAAAUGUUAUGUUACAAUAACCUAAACGAUAGUUUUUAAAGGUUACUGAUGACUGAUGAAAAAGUAACAAUCGAAGUAGUAAUAUCAUUUCAAGUUAGAGUCUCACAUUUUUCAUUGUUGCUUGUAUACUAAUUCUUUAAUAUACAUACAAACAUACAUACGAACGAAUAUACCAUUUGAGAUUUGAUUAUUACUACGCUGCUAGGGAACAAGUUUCCUUUGUAAAUAUACACAUAGAUAAAGAUUAUGUAAAAAAUUAAAUACCUAUAUAUCACACAACUCAUAUGAUUUGUGGUAACAAGUCCAUAUUUGUCAUUUCUGUAUUGUAAUCGUUUUAAGUGAUAUAAUGCGAUCAGAUAGAUUAUUAUUCAAUAUUUUGCUAAGAAUAUUUGUUUAAAUUC